Molecule: messenger RNA, 2751 nt
Organism: Oncorhynchus tshawytscha (Chinook salmon)
Lineage: Eukaryota; Metazoa; Chordata; Actinopteri; Salmoniformes; Salmonidae
Product: glutaryl-CoA dehydrogenase, mitochondrial
Exons: 12
Coding region: 65-1570 (501 amino acids)
Biological process (GO): fatty-acyl-CoA biosynthetic process; fatty acid beta-oxidation using acyl-CoA dehydrogenase
Cellular component (GO): mitochondrial inner membrane
Molecular function (GO): glutaryl-CoA dehydrogenase activity; fatty-acyl-CoA binding; flavin adenine dinucleotide binding
Source: RefSeq, a predicted model, not a curated record
AUUUCUUCCCACUAUCAUUUACAUUUGGUUCCAGACAUACCAUCAACAUUUUAUUUUAUACUAAAUGUGGAUCAAGGUCCAUUUGCCACACUCAAAAUGGCGACAGAACCUAACCAUUCCUGACCAACUUUACGCAGGUGCCUGUGUUAUUAACGUUUGUCCUCCUCUACCUUGUCAAUUUGGAAAGGACUCUACGGAGGCCUGGGUCACGGAUCUCCAGCAUUGUAAAUUACAGCUACUCAUCAUGGCACUGAGAAGCGCGGUGUGCCGUUUGCUGGUCAACCCCCAGAGAUGUGCCAUCAUUUCAGCAUCAAGAUCACAGGGAUCAGCAGCGCCUGCACAAAAGGAUGCAGAGAAAGCUAGUGAGAAGAAAGCUAAAGCACCCAAGGUUCAGUUUAACUGGCGGGAUGGCCUGGAGCUGGAGGGUCAGCUGACUGAGGACGAGAUCAUGAUCCGAGACUCGUUCCGGGAUUACUGUCAGGACAAACUCAUGCCCCGCAUUCUGAUGGCCAACAGAAACGAAGUGUUCCAUCGAGACAUUGUGUCAGAGAUGGGGGAGCUGGGUGUCCUGGGCCCAACCAUUAAAGGCUAUGGCUGUGCUGGGACGAGCUAUGUGGCCUACGGUUUGAUCGCAAGGGAAGUGGAGAGGGUGGACAGCGGCUACCGCUCUGUCAUGAGUGUGCAGUCCUCCUUGGUCAUGCACCCUAUCUACGCGUACGGUACCGAAGAGCAGAAGGAGAAGUGGCUGCCCAGGCUGGCUCGCGGAGAGAUCCUGGGCUGUUUUGGGUUGACUGAGCCCAACCACGGCAGUGACCUCAGUGGCAUGGAGACCCGGGCUAAGUUCAACCCCUCCAGCCGCACCUUCACUCUCACUGGCUCCAAGACCUGGAUCACCAACUCCCCUGUGGCGGACAUCGCUGUGGUCUGGGCCAAGUGUGACGAUGGGAAGGUGAGUGGCUUCAUCCUGGAGCGCGGUAUGAAGGGCUUCACCACACCCAAGAUCGAGGGCAAGUUUUCCCUGAGGGCAUCUGCCACUGGCAUGAUCAUCAUGGAUGAGGUGGAGGUUCCUGAGGAGAACCUGCUGCCCAAAGUCUCUGGCAUGGGGGGUCCCUUUGGUUGCAUGAACAAUGCCCGGUAUGGCAUCGCCUGGGGUUCACUAGGUGCUGCAGAGUUCUGCUUCCACGCGGCUCGUCAGUACACACUAGACAGAAUCCAGUUUGGAGUACCCCUCGCCAGAAACCAGCUGAUGCAGAAAAAGAUGGCUGACAUGUUGACAGAAAUCACCAUUGGCCUGCAGGCCUGUCUACAGCUGGGGAGACUCAUCGAUGCCAAAAAGGCAGCCCCUGAGAUGAUCUCUAUGCUAAAGAGGAACAGCUGUGUGAAGUCCCUGGACAUCGCCCGGCAGGCCAGAGACAUGCUGGGAGGAAACGGCAUCUCUGACGAGUACCACGUCAUCCGCCAUGUUAUGAACCUGGAGACCGUCAACACAUACGAAGGUACCCAUGACAUCCAUGCCCUGAUCCUGGGCAGAGCCAUCACUGGACUGCAGUCUUUCACUGUUAAUACCUAACUGCCUGUUGCUAGUGCUCAAACAGACCACUAACAGAAACCUCAAGUCAAUCUGUUCCUUAAACAAAGGACAAGUAGUUCUACACUGCUUUGAUGGCUUGUGUUCUACAGAAACACUGAUGCUAAUGUUGCCUCUCUCUUGAGUUUGUAGAAUAUGGGCUGGUUUUCUGGACACAGAUUAAGCUUGGUCCUGGACUAAAAAAGCAUGCUCAAUGAAGCAUUUUGAUUGAAAUAGCUUUUUAGAACAGGACUAGGCUUAGUCUGUGUCCGGGAAACCAGUCCUAAAUCUAUAUUUUAUGCGAAAGACUUGCCUUUAAAACUUGACCUGGCCUAUCAUCGAUCUCAUGGACAAUUCAUGAGUGUAAUUAUUUCAAUUUGAAAAACAAAGCUAUUUUUCUACUCUGUCAUAAAACCCUAGUACUUACUGGUUAGUUUGGACAAUUUCUGACUACAAUAUUUUUGUAAUAGUUUCUAUACUGUGGAAGUUAAGAUGGUUCAGAAUGAAUCACUGUUUCCUCACAACAUUUAGUAAAAUAGUUGUUGGACAAACAUUUUAAAAUUAGGUCAAGAUCCAUACUUAUGUCCUGAGUUUUUAGAACUGUGAUGGUACUAAUGACCAGUUAUUGGUAAUUGAAUGCCAAAUAAAUGAUACUACAUUUACUGUUUGUUUUUAAAAAAUAAGUUAAAUCAAUUGAAGUUAAGUAAAUAAAUGAAAACAGUUUAUAUAAUCAUGCCAUUGCUUUUUUUGUAAUUGAAUAGAUGUAUUUAUGACUUACCAUUUAGGCAGAUCAGAGAGAUUUGUAUUUUGGGGUACAGGACAAUGAAUGCUGUUUGCACUUUAUUAUGUUUGCUCUCCUCAGAACUCAACCAGGUGUAAAUGUUAUGGAUGGUUUGAAUUGCACUGUCAAGGGUUAAUUCAAGAUUUUCACGAAUAACGCUUGCAGUACUUUCGUUGCAAUUUCCUUUUGCUGGCAAAGUAAGUGUUGUAGUAAUGCUCACUAUCUAAUGCUAAAUUAGUCUCUUGUUUAUAAAUUAAUUGUCAUCAACAGGUGGUCCAUUUAAUCCAGAGUGGUUGGAGGAUUUUUGGAUUACUCAUCCUUCAUUUCGUGGUAGUGUUUUGAAUGUUCCUAUUUGAAGUAACAUGGAGUGUUUUAUAAAGUGAAUAAAAAAAGAUGAGGGGUU